Messenger RNA from Onthophagus taurus, 885 nucleotides. Its product is annotated as pancreatic triacylglycerol lipase-like. Gene Ontology annotation, molecular function: serine hydrolase activity; lipase activity. NCBI's taxonomy places the organism in Eukaryota, Metazoa, Arthropoda, Insecta, Coleoptera, Scarabaeidae. The record is from RefSeq and is a predicted model, not a curated record. Gene Ontology annotation, biological process: lipid catabolic process.
AUGAAGAUUGCGGUGUUAUUUGUAAUAUUUGUAUUUGUACCUCCGAUUUUUGCCGAAGUACAACCUGAAGACAUCAAAUAUUUUUUAUGGAACUCAAAAACAAGCAACGAAGAAGUCUCUAUAAACAAUUACGGAACAAAUCUAAUUAGAAACGUUCCUUGGAAAAUUCUAGUCCACGGUUGGAUGGAUAAUAUAGAGGCUUUUUGGUACUUAGACGCAAUAAACGUCUUCGUGGAUGAAUUAAACGCCAAUGUGGUCAUCAUCGAUUGGUCUGAACAUUCAAGACAAAUCUAUUCAACUUCUAUGGCGAGAGUGCCUAUUAUUGGGGAUUACAUUGCUCAAUUUAUUCUCGGAUUGGUUAAUUUAGAAGGAGUUGAUUUAAAUCAAGUUCAUUUACUCGGCCAUUCUUUAGGGGGACAAUUAACAGGAUUUACAGGAAAAGCAGUUCAAUCACGUACCGGUAAAAAAGUGGAUAGAAUAACAGGAUUAGAUCCAGCAGGACCAGGAUUUGCAACAGCUUCAAGGGAAAAUCGUUUAGAUUCUAACGAUGCAAAUAAAGUAGAUGUAAUUCACACCGAUUCUGGUGUGUUGGGAUUGGGGAUUAGUAUUUCAGUUGGACAUGUAAAUUUUUGGCCAAAUGGUGGAUCAGCUAUUCAACCGGGAUGUUCAGAAUUUUUAUGCAGUCAUAGCAGAUCAGCUUGGUUUUACAUCGAAGGUGUUAAAAGUAAAGGAUUUGUAUCCACGCGGUGUUCAAGCUUUCUAAAUUAUCGCCUUGGAUUAUGCAGGAAUAAUGAGCAAAACUUAUUGGGGGAAUUUAUUGAUCAUACACUUACCGGAGAUUUUUAUUUAAUUACUAACGCUGAAGCUCCAUUCGCACGGGGAUAA